This is a messenger RNA of Caenorhabditis briggsae, 1458 nucleotides long. The coding region runs from base 1 to 1458 and encodes 485 amino acids. The record is from RefSeq and is a predicted model, not a curated record. The transcript is spliced from 7 exons. Lineage: Eukaryota; Metazoa; Nematoda; Chromadorea; Rhabditida; Rhabditidae.
AUGACUUCUUAUGAGUUGCUGAUUUUAAAAUACUACUACACACUUACACCUUCCAUCCUGAAACUUCUCAUGAUAUCACAUAUUGAUUUCACUGCCCCAUCGUGGUUUGUAAGUUAUUACUAUAUCAUCGGUGCGAUAAAUGUUAUUUUAAACUCUUAUACACUUUGGCUGGUUGUUUUUAAAGCUGACAAAAUUGAUAAGUUUAAAUAUUUUUUGUUUUCGUUUCAGUUGUCUUGCCUAUCCGUCGACUUCUACAUCACUUUUCUGUUCCAACCUCAACCCCUUCAUCCGCUUCCCGCUGGAUUCUGUACAGGACUAUUAUGCUCUUUCUUUAGAUGUUCCACGCUUAUGACAAUAGUCCUCGCACUAAUUGCCUUCCAGCUGAACGCAAUAUUUUUGUGUUUUCUCAAAAAACUUUUAGCGUUUCGAGAAAUGAAACGAGUGGGAACGAAUUCACACUUUCCAAAAAUUUUGUUUGGCAUCUUUCUGAUUAUAAGUUGUUUAGAUGUGACUUGUAUGCAUUUUUCUGGAUUAGAUGAAGACGAAGAACUUGAGCUUGUUAGAACGAAAUACCGUACCUACGAAAAACAGUUUCUUGAAGUCUACGACUCUCUAGCAGUUUACGAUAUUAAUGUCUGGUGGAUAGCACUUCUCUCUAUCACAGUGUUCGGAUCUGCGUAUUGUGUACCGUUUUAUAUUUUAUCCACUUAUAGCAUGCAUAAAAUUCUAGCUGAUUUAUCUAGAAAUCUAUCUAGAAUUAAUCAAAAGAAACAGAAAUUGGCUCUGAUCAGUUUGGUGGUUCAACUGAUUGUGUUAGCAACAGCUAUACUUCCGGUUGGAUUGUUGGCAAUUUUGUUGAUGAUCGAAUUUAAUUAUGCACAAAUUGCUACGCGGAUCGAGUUAAUGGUUUAUUGUUUCCACUCAACUGCGAAUGCAAUAGCUUUAAUUCUAACAACUCCACCAUUCAGAAGAUUCACUUUUUUCUGGACUGUCAAAAGAAAAAACUACUACACACUUAAUCAUUUGAUUCUGGUACUUGUCAUGAUAUCACAUAUCGAUUUCACUGCUCCAUCGUGGUUUUUAUCGUGCCUAUCCGUCGACUUCUACAUUACUAUCCGGUUCCAACCUCAACCCCUUCUUCCGCUUCCCGCUGGAUUCUCUGAUUUAUCUAGAAGUAUAUCUAGUGUCAAUCAAAAGAAACAGAAAUUGGCUCUGAUCAGUUUGGUGGUUCAACUGAUUGUGUUAGCAACAGCUAUACUUCCGGUUGGAUUGUUGGCAACUUUGUUGAUGAUCGAAUUCGAAUAUGCACAAAUUGCUACGCGGAUCGAGUUAAUGGUUUAUUGUUUCCAUUCAACUGCGAAUGCAAUAGCGUUAAUUCUAACAACUCCACCAUUCAGAAGAUUCACUUUUUUCUGGCUUGUCAUGAAACGAACGCCGGUUGUUGUCAGCAUUCAAUGA